Messenger RNA from Hylaeus volcanicus, 5369 nucleotides. It is a transcript of the gene bma, whose product is annotated as SCY1-like protein 2. The transcript has 18 exons. Gene Ontology annotation, molecular function: ATP binding; protein kinase activity. The coding region runs from base 536 to 3058 and encodes 840 amino acids. The record is from RefSeq and is a predicted model, not a curated record. NCBI's taxonomy places the organism in Eukaryota, Metazoa, Arthropoda, Insecta, Hymenoptera, Colletidae. Gene Ontology annotation, biological process: protein phosphorylation.
AAAAAGAUGGGGUUGCAUUUGGAGGGUCAUACUCCCCUGAAACGGCAAGAAUUAUCGGAACAGGACCCGAGAAAAUCCCAGGAGGAGAGUAAGCAGCGAUGGUUGUCGAGAGGACAGAGGACAGAGAGGAACGUCGCAAUUUGUAUAGACGGUAGAUUCGGUUCGGUUCGGUGCGGUGCGGUGCGGUGCGGUGCGGUGCGGUGUUGCCGUGUUGCCAUGUUGUAAUCGUGCAUCAAUUCACGUUCGGCCGUUCCUUUGGAUUUCUCGCGCGUUCCUGAACGGCGCGCGCGUUCUCCGAGCUACCGCAGACUAUCCUUGGCGCACACAACCCUUCUUUCGGGUUGUUCGUGCUGCAUAUAGUGCUGCUAUUACGCGAGAGGUAUACGAUACGCGUUAUCGUCCGCAACAGGUGUGCUCAGCGAAUAGCUUAAAAGCGAUCGUAGAAAGAGGAAAGGAACGAUAAUCGAGGUACGCAAGGAACAAGAGCGGUAGGAAGUGUACUAUACAUAGACAUAGAUAUAAAGAUUUUCUCGUUAUGUUUGCCAAGUCGAAACGGACCAACGAAAUACCGAAUGUUCUACUGACGGAUCCGUUGCAAAAUUUAUACGACGUAGGAAAACAGUCGGCCACAGCUGGUCCGGAGAACGCGUGGCGUAUAUACGAUGGACGCAGGAAAGCGGACGGAAAGGAAAUAUCGAUAUUUUUAUUCGACAAAAGAUCGGUCGAAAAGCCUAAUAAACUUAAGCGUAAAAAAGUAAGCGUGACGGACAUUUUAAGAUAUGGACUACAACAACUGGAAAGUUUCCCUCAUCCAAAAAUCCUUCAGGUAUACAAAGUAAACGAAUACAUGAGUACUUUGGCUUUCGCUUCGGAGCCAGUGUUGGCAAGUCUUGCCAAUGUUUUGGCCUAUCAAGAGCAGCAGCAACACAUAAAUGCUCAAACGAGACAAGUUUCUUCGAGCAGCAGUCGUGCCGCCUACGCGAAAGAUUACAAUUUGUUAGAUAUCGAGAUCAAGUAUGGUCUAUUGCAGAUUACCGAGGCCCUGCUAUUUCUGCACGGAGUUUCAAAAAUUCUCCAUAGAAAUGUUUGCCCUGCAAGUAUCAUGAUCACCAAGACCGGUACAUGGAAGUUGGCCGGCUUUGAAUUUUUUGAAAAAUUCGGCGAUGGUUUUCUAUCAUUGCAACCAUGGAGCAGUAACGUGCCAAAAAUGGCACAGCCGAAUCUCGACUAUAUAGCUCCCGAGAUUCAGCAAAAGAAGGUGGGAAGCGUUUACAGCGACAUGUACAGUUUCGGCAUGACUAUAUGCGCGAUUUUCAACCAGGGACGGCCGCUUGUCCAAGCAAAUAACAGUUGUUCAGAGUAUCUGAAGCAGAUUGAGCAGCUCAAGGAAAAAGUCGCCGCGAUCUUGCCCGUGAUUCCGCUUCCUCUACAGGACGCCGUUACGCAUCUAUUGGACGUCGAUCCAGAUAAUCGGCCUAUAGCGCAGGUUUUAUCGAUGAUUAAAUAUUUUCAAGACCCUCCGGUCCACGCACUACAAUUUCUCGACAUAAGUAAGAUGAAAGACGUGGUUCAAAAAGAGCAUUUCUACACAACUACCCUAAUGGAAAUCUUGCCCUAUACCCCAAAGAAAUUGUGGUAUCAACAUAUUUGGACGUAUUUACAAAACGAAUUGGAAGGACAAGAAGUCCAAUCCGCGGUACUACAACCUGUGCUGUACAUCGUCCAGAACAGUACUCAAGAGGAGUACGAUCGGAUCUUAUUUCCAACGUUGCGGUUACUUUUGGCGAAUCGCAAAACGAUUCAAGGAACGGUAACGCUGUUGGAAAAAUUGCAUCUGAUAUUGAAUAAAACUCCUCGAGAAUACGUGCAGAAGGAAGUAUUACCAAUGUUGUAUACGUCUUUUGAGAAUUCAACAAUUCAGGUGCAGACAGCGGCGUUCGUAGCUGUGUCGAACGUGACUCAGUACAUAGAGGACGACGCCAUUCGAAAUAUAAUACUGCCGAAAUUAGUUGUAGCCUUUCAGAAAAGUACCAUAGAUUGUCUGACACUUUUGAACGUGAUUCCUUGCAUUUUAAGUCGCUUGGAAAAGCAAAAAGUCAUAGAUUGCAUUUUACCGAUAUUGUUUAACGUGAAGUUACAAGAUCCUGAGGUGAUUGUACAGGUUGUAAAAAUUUACAGAUUAAUGUUAACCGAUAAAAAGUAUGGGCUAUCGGUGAGUUGGAUGGCAACUCGGGCAAUGCCGAGUUUGUUACCUCAAACAAUCAACCUUGCGUUAAAUCUCGAGCAAUUCGAGUUGCUGUUGAAAGUGUUGCAGGAUAUGCUUUGUCUUAUAGAGAGACAUCAAAGAACUCACUUGACUUUAGAUAAUUUGGAAAGACAUCAUCAUCGCAACUUGCGACAUCAAUAUAGUACGGAUAACGUACACGUGCCGCCUUUUAAUAUACCGAAUCUACGCAUAGAACAGCGUAAAACCUCUUCCGCCGAAGAUAUGGCCAGGAAGAGUAGUAUCGAUUCCAUAUCGAUGACAGCUUCGGCCGAGAAUAUGGCGAGAAAGAAUUCGAUAAGUGGCAUGUUUUGGUGGUCCGCGUCAAACAACGACAGUAACUUUCUCCGAGUAGCGAAUGUUUUUCCAAACAGACGUCUAUCGGACAAUACUCUGAUGGCACCGAAAAUACGAGUAGCACCGUCGUGUGCAAGUUCGCCUGGUGGCACACCGGCUGGAACCUUGGCGUUCCGGCGUCACUCGAGUACCGGUUCUCAAGAUCGUCGGGGAUCGAGUAUAAAUUUAUCUCCUCCCACGGGUGGUGGCAUGCCGAUCACCAGCACCAGCGUUCCCCAUUUGCUCAAUUCAAGUAUGAACAGUAUACGAAGCUCGAGACGUCCAUCCGUCUCCUCGACGUCCUCCCAGCAGGGCGCCGGGCUGCUUCAACAGGUCGGAACAUUCGGAACGAGCAUGGUAAGACAACAACCCCCAAUCUGCCUCAACCUCAAUGGACCACCAUUACAACCACCAACACUUUGUCCAUUACUCCAGCUACCGGGACAGCCUUCCCACUGACCCUUCGUUAAAGUUACCAGUUUCUUAGACGUUAACGUGACCAGUUCGACGCCACUAAAACUUGAUCCGAAAUGACGGCGUAUUUGUGAUAAUACUCGAAGAAAGCGACAAACGAAGAAACGAACAAAGAAGGAAAAUACAAACUAGGACAAUCCGUGUUUCCCGAGAGAGCACACGUAGCCUAAACAUUCAUCGAUGAGAAUGUUUCUCAACGAACAACACUUUUAUAUUCUUCGUUGGAGAUCGAAGGUUUCUAGACAUUAUAAAAUGGCCUAAUCUCGAUCGUAGCUCGUAUCAUUUCUACGUAUCGACCACCGCUCUUCUAUUCUAUCGUACCAAGUAUAUACGAGAGAGUAGAGGCGUAUCGUCCGCGUAUUUCUAUACGCAUCGAAAGUAUCGUUACAUUACGUCCUUCCUAUGCACACUUUCAAGUAAUCGUAGCCUAAUCAAAGAUGAGGUUGGAUCGGCGAGAACCUUUUCUUCUUUUUUCUGUUUCUGCGAUAGUUUAUUCGCAAUCUCAGAACUUUAUGUCAAUUGUUGUGUACUACAAAUGUUGCGUAAAAAAAAAAAAAAAAAAAAAAAUAAUAAUAAUUUCCUGUGAACGUAAUCGCAUAGCAGCAGCUAUAUAGCUCGAAUGUAACUGUUACAGUGGGUUAAGUUGACGAGGUACGAGAAUGACACGCGUUACAUAAAUGUAAACAAAACAUCUGUUUUCCAAUGUACUACACACCCACCGUACACCGAGUAAACAUGGAAGAAGCAAGUUAAGGUUGAACAAUGAGGGUUGAAUACGAUUACGAGUUGGAUAGAAUUAUAAAUGGGACGUAAAUGUUUGUAACUCGUGAUGAAAGUCUAUCGAUGUCUGUAUAGUAUACUUACAUAGCGCGUAUCUUGUGUCAACCAUACAUAUCAAACGUACGCAUUCCUAAGUACGCGUAAUGGUGUACGCGAAGGGUAUAUACACCUGGCAACAUUUGCGUUCCUCGAGCGACUUGUAAAUUUUCCCCAAUACGAUAGAGAUGUAUGUAUGCAUGUAUGUAUGUAUGUAGAAUCGGUAUUUAAUAUGUUUAUGUGUGAAAUUCGUCGGUGGUGCGUUGACGUGCAUCAGCGUAAAAAGAAAAAGGGUUAGAAACGGGCUUAUCGUUGGUUAGAUGCAGAGAAAGAGAAAUAAGCGGAUAAGAGAACUCGAGCGGUUGUUUAAUUCUCGAGAAGCUGUUGCAACGAAUAUCAAUUUGUAAAUUUCAAUGCGAUCUUGCGACGUUACCACGAGUAUUAUAUUUUCAUAAUAUACUAUAUAUUUAAUUUUCUUUACAUAGGCUGGUGGGGCAAUAUUUCAUAUCGCGUACAUACGGUUCGAAGAAAGGGUCGGGGAGGGGUGUUAACGUUUUUUUAAAAUGUAGUAAAUACGAUCGAUGGAACCGUUGCUCCGCAGGCAUGCAACCUUACCAAGUCAAGUGUCCUUAAGGUUCGUUCUUGGAAUUAUCAUCCAUUAUUUCGAAUCACGAGCGUAAACAAUCCUGGACAAUCGUGGACAAUCAUUGAACUUUAGCGAGUGCUCGUUGACGGGUUUCGAUUCGAGCCAGAAGUCUAUGAAAAUUCGAUGGUUCGUCUUUUUCCUACAUCACCGGUGUUAUUUCGAUCAAUUUUUGUCUAACGAUAAAAAGAAAAUAAACGAAAAGUGUCUGGUGUCGAUCGCCAUCACCGUAUCACCGACUCGAUGGAUCGUUGACACGUCGCGAGCCAUUCGUUAAUUUUCCUUUGCGGUCUGUUCGCGCAUAUCAUGCAACUAUGUACGUACCGCGCGCGAACAGGAGACGACAAUCAUUCUUUCGAAGCAUCGAUAUCGAUAUCGAGCUUCGAGGGAACAACGCUUCUCUAAUACGUACCUGCUAGAUGGUAAUUUCUACACUCGUAUCUAUGUAACUGUAGUUGUAUCGUUUGUAAUACCCAACAAUGGGUUCGGCCAUUAUCAUCGGCUCUUGCGACAAACAAAUUUUUAAACGGCACCUCUGUCACUAUUAUUCUCUGUUGUAUGUGUAAUAUCUCAUAUCCUAAGUGGAAUAAUUUUAACGAAACUAUCAGAGCAUGUUUAAAGCCUUAUGGGAAAGAAAAUCACGACCAUCUUGGGUGCCCUGACUAGGUACGUGCAAAACUAGCGUACCCGUUAAAGUGUCAUCGUCGUUGUCACUAUCUCUCGUUGUUAUGUUCCGUAUUUGCAUGUGGAUCGAUGAAUCGUCGAUAAAUAAUGUGCCGGAUAGAUUUAUGUCACUCAUACGUGUCGAAAGAAUAAAUGGAAUUUCUUGUCACGAUA